UGUUAGUGCAAUCGUUUUUUAACACUAGUGCCUUAAGAGAAUUAAUUUUUUCCUGCAAGAUGAUGGAGCUGCAGUCAAAUGAAGACGUCGAUUUAGAGGAUGGCGAGCUGUCAGCAAGCGGCGAGGAGGAGAUCUAUACGCCGUUGCAGCGGCCGGCGCCGGCUUCAAACGUUGCAACAGCUGCAAAGGGAGUUGCCGAAAGCAAUGCAACAAAUUCGCUUGCCACCUGCCAUCAGCUUCAAAGCGCCUUGGACGAUGAGUCUCAAACGAAUAGCGAGCAGAGCACCAGCGGCGAGUCCUCUGAAGAGGGCUGCAUCAAAAAGCUGCGCACCGAAAAUCUCGGCUCCAACAAAAAGCGCAAGAAGCGCAUUAAAAGAACCGUUAUGAUACGUGUGUCUUCUGCCACAGCUGAAGGCUGCUCAUCCGCCGACGCCGCCUCCUCCUCGACUGGGGAACCGAAUCGCGCGCGCUUCAAGAAAUAUAACAUAUGGACAGCGGCACUGCAGGAGGAGGCAUUGACUGAGAAUAUGCGCGGCUGCGAUGUGAACCACAAAAGCAGCAGCGAUCGUAAUGUGGAGAACUAUGAUUUCUCUUUGAGAUAUCGCCUAAAUGGAGAGCAUGCGCUAAAGCGGCGCCUGUCCAACUCUUCUGACGAGGGCAACAGCUCACAGCCGGCGUUCAAGCGAGGGCGCUCUGCCUGCUUGGACAGCCAGCGACGGGAUCAGCGACGUCCGAUCAAAAGUAGGCUUGGUUCAAGGUCGAGAUCCCGUCGUGGCAAUUCCUCAACGAGCGGCUCUUCGGACAAUUCUAGUGAGCCGCGACACAUACUUGACUUGCAAGACGUGACGGGACGCGAACCCAAGGAUGUGGCUAACGAAAUGGCCAGUAAACUGUAUGAGGAGAAGGACGAACUUUUGGUUCGUGUUGUUCAAAUACUUGGCUUAGAUUUGCCACUGGAGCUGUACAAGGAAACGCAACGCAUCGAAGCUGAUGGGGGAAUGAUGAUCAACAACGGCCGACGUCGUCGUACACCUGGCGGAGUUUUUCUAUUCCUGCUCAAGCAUCAUAAUCUCAUAACGCCAGCGCAACAGAAAUCAAUUUUCAGCGAGGAUCGCCAGAAUGAGAGCAAGUCGCGAAAGCAACUGGCCUCAUUAAUACGGGAUCGUAAAGUUGAGGAGCUAAAGAAAUGUUUAAGUGAAAAGAGUACCGAAAUGCCUUUAUUAAAUAGCCGGAAGGAAUUGGCACAAAUACAGCCAGGCAAUUUAUCAAAUCCUCCGCCAUCGCCUGUUGGUCAGGAGCAAAGCAGCCCGGAAUAUAGAACUCAUGAAAUAAAUAUAAAUGUGGUCGAUAAUACUGAUCUGCCAUCGACUUCAAAAGCUGCUACAGCAGCAGCAAGCCUUAAGCAAUUGGUCAGCUACGACGAUGAUAUUCUCGAUGUGAAUUGUGGCGAAAUGGAUUUAUUUUAAAUGAAUACGCUAAGCGUUAAACAACGAGGCCAUUCGUUUUAUAUUAUUAUAUAUAUAUGGAGUGGCGCAUAAUUUUUGACAUUUAUAUAGCUAGAAAUAUAUUUGUAAAUCUAAAUAAAUGCGUAGCG
This is a messenger RNA of Drosophila arizonae, 1594 nucleotides long. RefSeq names its product phosphorylated adaptor for RNA export (gene Phax). The record is from RefSeq and is a predicted model, not a curated record. Gene Ontology annotation, biological process: snRNA export from nucleus. NCBI's taxonomy places the organism in Eukaryota, Metazoa, Arthropoda, Insecta, Diptera, Drosophilidae. Gene Ontology annotation, cellular component: nucleus.